Molecule: messenger RNA, 1994 nt
Organism: Prinia subflava (tawny-flanked prinia)
Lineage: Eukaryota; Metazoa; Chordata; Aves; Passeriformes; Cisticolidae
Product: collagen, type I, alpha 1a-like
Exons: 8
Coding region: 1-1725 (574 amino acids)
Source: RefSeq, a predicted model, not a curated record
AUGCCGGUGCUGCAGCCUCCCGGGGGCAGCAGCAGCAGCGUCGUGGGGAAGGGAGGAACCACCUGCUGCCACCGGCCCGAGCGCAGGAUUUCAGGGCUUAAAUUGAAGGAAAGCUCAGCUUUGGCAGCAUUUGAAGGGUUUAAAUCGGGCCGUGCUGACCCAGGCGAGCCGUGCGGAGUCAAGCGAGCCGAGCCGGGCCGUGCCGGGCCGGCGGGCGGGAGCCGCGGUUCGGAGCUCUCUGCCCGGCCCGGCGCUCCCCGCCCAGCGCGGGGCCGCCCCUGCCCGCCGGGGGAGGAGCGCGAUCGUUUCAGGAGGAGCAGCGGUUCUGGGGAUUUCUGUGCACGUUCUCUUUGGGGGGUCCCUUUCUGCGUGUCCCCGACGGGCGGGGAGCCCCGGGCCGGGCCGCGGUGCUGCAGCUCUGCCCCCGUGCCCGGCCCCAAGGGGCCCCGGGCUGGAAGCUGGUUCUUAGUGCCCGAGUGCAGUCACUGCCCGGGAGCUCCUGUUCGAUUCCGCGCUCCCGGCCGUGUCCGUGCGAUGGCCGGGUCGCCCGCGGGACUCGGCAGCAGGAAAACACCGAGCGCUGCGUGUUUAAAGGGAGCCGGCCCCGCUUGCCCGUGCGGCGCCUCGGCCCGGCCCGCGCCGCCCUCAGGGAGCCGAGCGGAGCUGCGGGAGCGCGGGGAGCGGCACCGAGUGCGGUUCGACCGUGUCGAGCUGUCCCGAAGAGCGGAAUCUAAGGCACUGCAUCCAGUAAUAGCCGAGCUGUGCCGGUUAGAUCCGAGUCCGAACCCAACCGCGUUUAGCCGACUGGAACGGAGUCGAACCGAACAAGCCCCGCCGAACCUCGCCGAGUUCGCCCGGUUUGGACCCUAUAGCCGCGGCCGAACCAAGGCUCUGCUGCAGGUGUAUUCGAGACAUCUUUCCUCUUUGUUUGACAGAAGGAAGAGGGAAAAAAAAAAAAAAAAAAAAAAAAGAGGAAGAAAAAACGGGAGCAGUUCCGGGGCGGUCCCGGGGCGGUCCCGGGGCGGUGUGCGCCGUCACUGCCGCCUUCUCGGCGGGCGAUUCCAAGGCGCUGUCGGGCUCGCUGCCGGCCCGUCGGCGGGCGGGCGGCCGGGACGCGAUGGCGCUGUGCCCGGAGCUGGAGCGCUCGCUGUCGCUGCUGCAGCCGGGCGCCGGCCGGGCCCGGCAGCAGCAGGAGCGGCGGGCGGACGCGGCCCCCACGCCCAUGGUGUUCAUGUGCGCCGGCUGCAGGCGCCCCGUGGGCGACACCCGCACCUGGGGUUCAGUGUCGAGGACAGCGGUCCCAUCCUGCUGCGCAGUGAGUACCAGCGCUGCCACCCCCGCGCCGCCGCGGUCGCUGCCGCCGUGCCUCCUUCCCUGCCUCCCGCCGCAGCUGCGGCCGCCAGCGUCGCCGUGGACCCGGGGCGGAAGGGCUCCGAGCUCCCCGGAGAGUGCGGAUGCAUGGUAGAAACCCUACUCUGCUCUGGCUGCUCCAGGACCCUUGGCAGCAGAUACAUGCACGCCUCAAGGCAUCUCGACUGCAAGAGGGAUUUGUUCUGUGUCCGUACUGACUCUGUUGAAAGCUGUAGGCCAGGAACCCUGGAAAAGCAAGCUCGCAUUCAUGAGGAGCUGCUUCCUCUUGAAAGUCCAGCUGUCUUGCAAGAGGUGCCGCACAGGGUAGGAAGAGUUGGGAGCGAACAGUCUGAGGAAGUGGACUGUGGAAGCUGAAGGUUGUCCAGCCAAAGCUGAGUGUGUGGCUCUGACACUGACCAAGGCUGGAAAGAGUUACUGUGUGGACAGAGAAUGUUAGAGCCGGGUGAGCUUUCACAGGAUGAAAGAAGCGAGGAGAGAAUCGAAUGGAAAGAAUUGCUGAGAUCAGGCAGCUGGCAAAAGAGGAGAGAGCCCCUGCGAGGCAGAGCCCCUGGAAUGCCCUGUCCCGGUCUGAGGUUCCCACUUUUCUCUCCAACUCCCGGAGAAUUGCUGGAGCAGAACCAGAG